AAUCCACUAAUAUAUAUAAUCAAGAACUUUUCUACAAUAUUGUCUGCUGUAUGAAUUAGGUGACAAAUCCGUCUUUGUCAAAUAAAUACUUUAUUCACGUCUAUAAUAUUAUAUAUUUAUGACUGUCGCACAAAACAUUGAAAACAUGACGAAAUUGAAACGCGCAAUUUGGAAUGUUUCUUCCAAUUUUGCUGCAAAUCGAUAUUUUUCGCGUUUGUUAACUUCUCAGUGGUACAAUGUGUCUACAGAUUCAUUACUAAAUAAAACAAUAACGGAAAGUACACUAAAAACCGAAAAUGAUAUCAUCAUUACAGACAGUUGUGUUCAACGUUUAAAGGAAAUUACAGAUGAUAAUGCUUAUUUAAGAGUUACAGUUGAAGGGGGAGGUUGUUCUGGUUUUCAAUAUAAAUUUGAUUUAGAUACAAACAUAAAUGAAAAUGAUAAAGUGUUUCAAAAGGAUGGUGCAAAAGUAGUUAUAGAUACAACAUCUUUAGAAUAUAUUAAAGGAUCCACAAUAGAGUAUCACACAGAAUUGAUACGUUCUGCAUUUAGAAUAACUAAUAAUCCAUUAGCUGAACAAGGUUGUAGCUGUGGUGCUAGUUUUUCUAUUAAAAUAUAAUUUUCAUCUAAAUUCAAUUGUAAAGAAAUUUAGAUAUAUAUAUGCAUAGAUAUAUUUAUUGUUGUUGUGCUAAUAAAAUGGUUAAGAAUAUUGUUACAUUUCUGUCAAAAUUGUAAAUUUUCUAAUUCAUUUGAUUAUUUUAUGUAUAUCUUACAUUUAAAUACUAAAAAUGAUCUUAGUACAUAAAUUAUAUAUUACUAAAAAUAAUUAUUGUCUGUCAGCUGUGAAUUGUUAAUAA
Messenger RNA from Bombus pyrosoma, 857 nucleotides. RefSeq names its product iron-sulfur cluster assembly 2 homolog, mitochondrial. Gene Ontology annotation, molecular function: iron ion binding; 4 iron, 4 sulfur cluster binding; 2 iron, 2 sulfur cluster binding. The coding region runs from base 119 to 619 and encodes 166 amino acids. Gene Ontology annotation, biological process: iron-sulfur cluster assembly. Gene Ontology annotation, cellular component: mitochondrion. The transcript has 3 exons. The record is from RefSeq and is a predicted model, not a curated record. Lineage: Eukaryota; Metazoa; Arthropoda; Insecta; Hymenoptera; Apidae.